Messenger RNA from Fonsecaea nubica, 1095 nucleotides. RefSeq lists its product as hypothetical. Bases 1 to 1095 code for a protein of 364 amino acids. The transcript is spliced from 2 exons. Gene Ontology annotation, molecular function: dioxygenase activity. The record is from RefSeq and is a predicted model, not a curated record. Lineage: Eukaryota; Fungi; Ascomycota; Eurotiomycetes; Chaetothyriales; Herpotrichiellaceae.
AUGGGCGUCGAAAAGACCAAAUACUUGGACCGUCCAAUCCCCACCAUUUCGCUCGCCAGUUACGAGUCACGCAUCGAUGAAAUCACCUCUCAAUUGGUGUCCGCCGCUGAGAAUGUAGGGUUCUUCUCUGUCAUUGAUCACGGUAUCACUCCCCAGGAGAUCGACGAGAUAUUCGCUCAGUCAGCUCGCUUCUUUACCCUACCAGACGAAACGAAGGCGCAAGUUCCCUUUUCUUCAGCAAACAAUGCUGGGUGGGAGAAGAAUUCGCAAGUCCGGCCCUCGACGGGUGCUGCUGAUAGAAAAGAGUCGUACCAGAUGCAGUUCGGCGCAAACAUGGAGGGCAAGUGGCUCGAUGACUCCGCUUUGCCAGGUUUCAAAGACUCGGCUCUGAAAUUUAUGUGGAAGGCACAAGGAGUUUCAGAGAAACUAAUGACUUGUUUCGCCAGAGGACUGGGUUUCGAGGAUGAUUACUUUAUCAAAGCUCAUGAUGUGAGGAGGCCGGAGAGCCAAACAGUGGCCAGACUCUUGCAUUAUUUCGAAACCCCUAAAGAGAAUAAGAAUGGGGAGAUCUUCCACCGAGCAGGAGCCCAUACUGAUUGGGAUCUAUUGACGCUUCUAUUCCAGAAAGAGGGACAGAGUGGCCUCGAGAUCUGCCCUGGUCGCGAGGCCUCCACAUCCUUCGCCCACGGAGACACUUGGACGAAGGUGGCUCCAUCUCAAGACGCCAUCAUCUGCAAUAUUGGCGACCUCCUGAUGUCCUGGUCCGAUGACCGUUUCAAGUCGACCUUUCACCGCGUCAAGGCACCCAGCGAGCCCGAUGAUUUUUACGGUGAACGCUACAGCAUUGCCUUUUUCAAUCAGCCUUGUAGAGAUGUCAUCAUCCAAGGUCCGCUGAAGAAGUACCCUGUGGUGACUGGAGAAGAAUUUACACGGAAUGCGAUGCGCAGGAAUUUUGAGGCUUUGGAGAAGAAGCGACUCGAAAAGGAGAAGUUGGAGGAAGAAAUGGAAAAGGUCCGAAAGCUGGUGGAGCGCGAGGGUAUCAGGGGUGCGAGUGUCGAGAGUGGUGGUAAGGUCGUUGCUGAGAUUGGCGCUUGA